AGCGCUUGAUAGCGGCUCAGCUCGACCUUGUGCGCGUCGGCGUCGCCCGCAGCAAAGUCGAUGAAGCAGCGUCGGCCGCUCAUAGAUGGGGAAUUGGACGAGGCGGGAGCUGGCGAGGUGAGGUCGGGGCGGGUCGUGCGCUGGGGCAGGCGGCGAGGAAGCAGAGAAGAGCAGGCAGCGGGCCUUGCAGAGCUCGCUCGGCGGUGUGAAUGAGCAGAAUGAGGAACGUUGGUCGUCGUCGCCGGCCUCGACCAGCUGUGCACCAGCUCUCGUCAUGCUGCGAGCGCUUACGGCCUCUGCACGGCUCCCCUGCACCUGCCAGGGCAGCUAUAGCUCGCCGCGAGUCGCCCACACUCGCCCCGCCUCGUCUCGACCUGCACCGCCUCCUCCCCCUCCUUCUUUCCGCCUCCCCACCAUCUUCGCGCCUGCGACGGGCAAGGGCAAGUCGGCCAUCUCGAUCCUGCGCAUCUCGGGCCCAGAUGCCCUCGACGUCUGGCGCAAGAUGACGCGGCCGCCGCGCGGCAGGACCCACACCAACCGCACCAGGAGCGAGCCGCCAGAGCGCAAGGCCAUCCUGCGGCGCAUCGUCGCCCCAGACGGCGAGGUCCUCGACGAGGGUGUUGUCCUCUACUUUCCCUCUCACUCGGCCCUCACCGCCCAGCCGACCCUCGAGCUUCACCUUCAUGGCUCCCCCGCCCUCAUGCAGCUCCUCCUGCGGCUCCUCCCCUCCCUCGGCAACACCUUCCGCAUCGCCGAGCCCGGCGAGUUCACUCGGCUCGCGUUCGAGGCGGGCAAGAUGGACCUCACCGAGGUCGAGGGCAUCCGCGACCUCGUCGAGGCCGACACCGAGGCGCAGAGAAAGCUGGCGGCGAGGCAGGCCAGUGGCCAGAUGCGCGUCGCGUACGACUCGAUGCGCAGCGAGGCGAUCGAGGCCAUGGCGCUCAUCGAGGCGCUCAUCGACUUUGGCGAGGACGAGGGCAUUUCUGAGGGCGUUUACGAGCAAGCUCGGCAGAAGGUCAACACGCUCAGCUCGAGAAUACGCAAGUACCUCGAUGACGGUCGACGCGGCGAGAUCCUCCGGCAGGGCAUCCACCUCGCCAUCAUCGGCCCGCCCAACGCAGGCAAGAGUUCGCUCCUCAAUUGGCUCGCACAACGAGAAGCCGCCAUCGUGACGGCGGUCCCGGGCACAACUCGCGACGUCGUCGAGCUCGCGCUCGACUUUCACGGCUUCCCGGUACACGUCGCCGACACGGCCGGGUUGAGGAGUACAGGCGACGAGGUCGAGGCGAUCGGGAUCGAGCGGGCGGUGGCCAAGGCCGAGACGGCCGACAUCAAGCUCUGCGUCCUUCCCCUCGACGAGAUCUUCCCCUCAUCCUCGCCCUCGUCCUCCUCGACGCCGGCCGCACGCGCACCCGCGCCCGUCAUCGACCCACUCACGCUCUCCCUCAUCGACCACCACACGCUCAUCGUCCUCAACAAGCUCGACGCGCAUGUCGAGCCACCAACAGCGGCGCAACUGGGCGCCCUCGAGGCGUACCUGCGGCAGGAGGGCAAGAGCUGGGCGGUGGCGGGCGCGCGGGAGCGAGAAGGGGCGUUCGCGCUCGUGAGCGCGAGGGACGGCCGAGGGCUCGCGCAGCUUGCCGAGCGGCUCAAGGGCGAGGUCAAGCGGCGGUUCGACCUCUCGGACGCGCUCGAGGAAACGCCUAUCGUCACGCAAGAGCGGCAUCACCUCCCCUCGGACGAGAUCGUGAGCGCGGGCGAGGAGCUGCGGUACGCCGUGCGGUCGCUCGGGCAGAUCACGGGCAUGGUCGACACGGAGGAGGUCCUCGGCGAGAUCUUUCGCGGGUUCUGCAUUGGCAAGUAG
Molecule: messenger RNA, 1864 nt
Organism: Rhodotorula graminis WP1
Lineage: Eukaryota; Fungi; Basidiomycota; Microbotryomycetes; Sporidiobolales; Sporidiobolaceae
Exons: 8
Coding region: 275-1864 (529 amino acids)
Biological process (GO): tRNA methylation; tRNA wobble uridine modification
Cellular component (GO): cytoplasm; mitochondrion
Molecular function (GO): protein binding; GTPase activity; GTP binding
Source: RefSeq, a predicted model, not a curated record